AUGUGUUUUAUUAAACCGGAUGAUGACGUUGCUGAUUUAUUGAGAAAAACGAAGUUGAUAAUUUGGGAUGAAGCACCGAUGAAUCAUAAACAUGCGCUUAAAGCACUUGACCGAACAAUGAAAGAUAUCUUCAAAUGUGAGAUGAGUUUUGGUGGUAAAGUUAUGGUGUUCGGUGGUGACUUUAGACAAAUACUUCCGUUUGUACCAAAUGGUAGUAAACAAGAAAUCGUUAAUACUUUAAUCACGUCGUCGUAUAUUUGGAGUACUUGCAAGGUCCUUACGUUAACGAAAAACAUGAGGUUAACUGUAGGAGCCAACGCAUCUGAUAUAGAAGAGAUUAAAGCUUUUGCAAAUUGGUUGCUUGAGUUGGGCAAGGGAAAGAUUGGUGACAGUGAUGAUUGUGAGGUGGUUAUAGAUAUUCCUGAAGAUCUGUUAAUCAAGUGCUCUGUGGAUCCUAUGUCAGAUUUGAUCGACUUUGUAUACCCUUCACUUCUUCAACUAUACAAAGAUAUAGAUUAUUUUGCUGAAAGAGCUAUACUGGCACCAACAAAUAAGGUUAUUCAAAAAUAA
Molecule: messenger RNA, 570 nt
Organism: Helianthus annuus (common sunflower)
Lineage: Eukaryota; Viridiplantae; Streptophyta; Magnoliopsida; Asterales; Asteraceae
Exons: 1
Coding region: 1-570 (189 amino acids)
Biological process (GO): DNA repair; telomere maintenance
Molecular function (GO): DNA helicase activity
Source: RefSeq, a predicted model, not a curated record